Messenger RNA from Nycticebus coucang (slow loris), 554 nucleotides. It is a transcript of the gene TAFA4, whose product is annotated as TAFA chemokine like family member 4. The coding region runs from base 138 to 554 and encodes 138 amino acids. The transcript is spliced from 4 exons. Lineage: Eukaryota; Metazoa; Chordata; Mammalia; Primates; Lorisidae. Gene Ontology annotation, biological process: phagocytosis; macrophage chemotaxis. Gene Ontology annotation, molecular function: receptor ligand activity. The record is from RefSeq and is a predicted model, not a curated record.
GUCCUCCAAGCUAAGAUAACUUUUUAGAGCUGCGAAAAUGAUUGGUUCUAGCUGCAAAUGGGAAUUUAGAGUCACUCAGAAAUACAUCCUGGAAUAGCUGUGUUUGGCUGGAACCAACUCUUACGAAGUCUCCAAGGAUGAGAGUCUGUGCUAAAUCUGUGUUGCUGUCACACUGGCUCUUUCUGGCCUAUGUGUUAAUGGUGUGCAGUAAGCUGACAUCCGCCUCAAGCCAGCACCUCCGGGGACACGCAGGCCACCACCAAAUCAAGCAAGGGACCUGUGAGGUGGUCGCCGUGCACAGGUGCUGCAAUAAGAACCACAUAGAAGAGCGGUCACAGACGGUCAAGUGUUCUUGCUUCCCAGGACAGGUCGCUGGCACCACUCAGGCCCAGCCUUCUUGUGUUGAAGCUUCCAUCGUGAUUCAGAAGUGGUGGUGUCACAUGAAUCCUUGUUUGGAAGGAGAGGAUUGUAAGGUGCUGCCAGAUCACUCAGGUUGGUCCUGCAGCAGAGGCAAUAAAGUCAAAACUACAAAGGCAAGUAUAGAUACAGCUUGA